UCGCAUUUCGCCAGAAAUCUUGCGGUUAUGUGAUCAGAUGCGACCUGGCACCAGCAUCAACGUGGGCCAUUUCAAAACCACCUAUUGCGACCUGGAUCUCGCCACGAGGUUAUUGAAGAACUGCAACAGGUAGGCUGGCUUCAAAGAGCAUUGGAACUGCCACGUGCGAAGGCCCGGCUGAGCCACUCCCGCUUUAUCUACGUUAGUCUGAAGAAGAAUGCACCAUGUGCUUCCAGAACACGUUCAGACAUGUCUCAGUCUAUAAUAGCUCUCUUGGGAAGCAGGCUUGACGAUAGCGAACGAACACACUACAGCAUCAUAGCCCUACGGAGUGAGAGCGAGCGCCUUGCCAUGCUCUCCCUAGAUUCCGCAGCAGCGUAUAAAUAACAUGACAAACUGUCCCAUACUCACCGCUAAACUUCCCAUUUUGAAAAAACGACAAGAGCUUCUCACAUCAUCUCCAGAAGAACAAAAACAACACAAACUCCUCCUCAAAUCUCCACCGAUCUCAAAGGGAAAAUCAUGCAAUUCCCCAUCAUCCUCACUGCUGCGGCCAUCUUCGCCGCCACCGGCCUUUGUGAUCGCAUAGUACACUGCACCGUAACCAACAUGGGCGCAGGAAACGUCAAAUACAACAACUGUUCACCCGCCGACCGACAAGCAUGUUUCCAGCGUUGCCAGUCCGAUUGCGGUUUCGACUAUCGUCUAUGGGACGCUUCCGCGGAUCCUGCAUCUGGAAAUUGCGAUUGUUGGUGUCCUUGCUCUCAGAAUUGCGGUUCGGAUGGUUUUGGGGAUAAUCAAUUGAAGAGAUCAGCAGAAGCAGAAGCAGAAGCAGAGUCGCUUCCUGUUGCUGUUGCUGUUGCUGCUGCUGGUGUUCCAGAGGGUCACUCGAGAGGAAUUGAACUUGAAUCGGGUUCUGCGAAUUAAGUAAGGUUGUUGGGAUGAUUGAUAGAUUUUGGAAAGAAUUUGAGAGAGGU
Messenger RNA from Sphaerulina musiva SO2202, 977 nucleotides. RefSeq lists its product as uncharacterized. The transcript is spliced from 2 exons. NCBI's taxonomy places the organism in Eukaryota, Fungi, Ascomycota, Dothideomycetes, Mycosphaerellales, Mycosphaerellaceae. Bases 523 to 927 code for a protein of 134 amino acids. The record is from RefSeq and is a predicted model, not a curated record.